Diaporthe citri is the source of this 1425-nucleotide messenger RNA. RefSeq lists its product as uncharacterized. The record is from RefSeq and is a predicted model, not a curated record. Bases 1 to 1425 code for a protein of 474 amino acids. NCBI's taxonomy places the organism in Eukaryota, Fungi, Ascomycota, Sordariomycetes, Diaporthales, Diaporthaceae. The transcript has 2 exons.
AUGUCGACAUUUGCCGUCGGCAAGACAACCGGGGAUGAGCACCGCCCGUUGCUCCCGUCAACGCCGGGCCCGAAGCCGAGGCGCCAGAAGCGCGCGAGGGCGGCGCUGGGCCGGGUAUGUGAGACCAUCGCCUGGGCCUUCUUCCUGGGUUUUGCCCUCUGCGCCUUCAUAGACAUGUACUUCCACCGCGACGCCUGGUGGCCCCAGUCGGACCUGUCUGCCACGUCGCUGGAGACGUGCGCCUGGUCCCACCUGGGGCCACAUGUCGGCCUCGUGGACGUGGCCCCCAUCAGCCGCGAGGAGUUCCUCCGGCGGCAGGGCACCCUGGCCGGCGAGCUCCGGGCUGCCGGCGCCGACGCCUUCAUCGCCGAGCCGUCGGCGUCGUCGGCCUACUACGCCAACGUCUCGUGCGAGUUCGACCUCUCGGAGCGGCCCUUCCUCGUGAUCAUAGACAAGGACGCGCACUUCUCCUACCUCGUCCCCAAGUUCGAGGCGGGCCGCAUCGCGGGCCUGGAGAUGGUCUACAGCGACAAGACCGUCAUCGAGUGGGCCGAGGAGGAGUCGCCGUAUGAGGUCCUCGCGAGGGCCACGGGCUACUCCAAGGUCGUCCUGGACGAGCACGCGCGGUUCAUGAUCGCCGCGGGGCUGCAGGGGGCGGGCGUCGAGGUCGUCCCCAUGACCGAGGCGAUCCAGUCGCUCCGGUCCGUGAAGACGGACGCGGAGGUAGAGAUACUGAAGGGCAUCAACGCCUUCACACUGGAGCUGGUCCGCUCGCUGCAGAAGUGCAUCAAGGUCGGCGUGACGCAAGAGACAGUCGUGACCUCGGCCAAGGCCCUGUUCACCCGCGCCGGCGUGGGCAGGGGCUUCUGGUCCAUCGUCCUCUUCGGCGACCAGGCGGCCUACCCCCACGGGGGCAAGCACGGCAAGACGCUCGGGGAAGGGGAGUUUGUGCUGAUCGACAUUGGCUCCAAGCUGCAUGACUACGGCAGCGACGUGACGCGGACGAUCCUGCCCUCCGGAGGGCAGGUCAGCGACGGGCUGAAAGGCAUUUGGAAGACUGUCCACGAGGCCCAGUCUGCGGGGUUCAACCUUAUGCACCCGAAUGAGACCUGCUCCGAGGUUGAUUCUGCUUCGCGUAAGCCUGUCUCUGACGCCGGGUAUGCGGAGUUCUAUACGCAUCGUCUCGGCCACGGAUUAGGUUUGGAGAUGCAUGAGCACCCCUACCUGAACGGGGCGAACAGUGAGAAGCUGAAGGUCGGGGAGGUUGUGACGAAUGAGCCGGGCAUCUAUGUGACAAGUGAACAGGCCUACAGGGUCGGAAGAGAAGUCGGCUUCGGGGUCAGGCUCGAGGAUCCGAUUCUUGUCACGAAGAAGGGCGGUGUCCCGCUGACUGGCAGCAGAGCGAAGUCCCCAUAUGAACCCUGA